AUGCAGGAUAACGUGGCAGCAGAGAAGCAUUGGGAAAAAAUCUCCAAUGGUCUAUCUGGACUGCAAGAAUUGCACCAGUGCUUGGAUGAGCUCCUUAAUUUGUACUCCACCCAACAAGCCCUCUCCCACCAUCAAAAUAAGAAAUGGGUCGAUGAAUUGUUGGAUGGAUCUGUAAAGCUUUUAGAUAUUUGUGGCGCAACAAGGGAUGUAAUAUCACAAGUUAAGGAAAAUGUUGGAGAUCUUCAAUCAGCUCUCAGGAGGAGAAAAGGAGAUGUGUGCAUUGAAAGCAGCAUCAACAAUUACAUUUAUUGGAGAAAGAAGAUGAACAAGGAUGCCAAAAGGUUGCUAGCAGCAAUGAAGAAGAUGGAUAACAAGGGUGGGGCCUCUCCACUCUUAGAUCAAGAUCACCAUCUCUCCACAAUGAUGAGAGAGCUCAGGGAAGUUAAUAUAAUGAGCAUUUCCAUCUUCCAGUCACUUGUCUUGUUGUUGUCCACACCAGUGUUGAUGCCAAAACUAAGUAGGUGGCCACUGGUUUCCAAAUUUAUGCAGAAGGGGGCAGUCUCUUGCGAAGAAAAUGCUGAGAACAUGAAGGAGUUGGAGAGCGUGGAAUUCUCACUAGGUGCCAUUUCAAGUGAAGAAGCCAAGUUGGAGACGAUGGAAAUUGCACGCAAAAGACUGGAGGGUUUGGAGGUGAGCAUUGAAGGCCUUGACAAAGGGUUUGGAGUGCAUGUAUAGGCGAUUGGUGAAAACAAAAGCCUCUCUCCUCAACAUCAUCUCCCACUAGGGCCAUGCUAAUUAAUUACUAGUCUCCUUCACAGGCAUCCGACUUUUAGAGGAUCUGCAAAAGGAUUUUUGUUAUUUCCUAUGGGAUCAAGCAAUGUAUAUGAAUCAAAGAUCAUAGUUACACAAUGAAAUACAAUAUGAAUCUCAACAA
Molecule: messenger RNA, 934 nt
Organism: Vitis riparia (riverbank grape)
Lineage: Eukaryota; Viridiplantae; Streptophyta; Magnoliopsida; Vitales; Vitaceae
Exons: 2
Coding region: 1-735 (244 amino acids)
Biological process (GO): shoot system development; root development
Source: RefSeq, a predicted model, not a curated record